Messenger RNA from Talaromyces proteolyticus, 1043 nucleotides. RefSeq names its product dUTPase-like protein. The record is from RefSeq and is a predicted model, not a curated record. The transcript has a single exon. The coding region runs from base 55 to 579 and encodes 174 amino acids. Lineage: Eukaryota; Fungi; Ascomycota; Eurotiomycetes; Eurotiales; Trichocomaceae.
CGUCCUCUUUUUUUUUUUUCGUCCUGCUUUCGCCUUCUAGUCGAGAAUAUAACGAUGCUUAGCGGGGCAUCCAUCAUAAAGCGUAAUAUAGUACGAGACGUACUGUCAGCCCCCCAACAAGUACAGCCAUGCGGAGUCGAUCUCACAUUACGUCGCGUUCUCAACUGGACAUCUCCAGCAACAAUCGACUUUGACAAUUCUCGUCGCCAAGCAGCAAAAACAUUAGAACUUCCGUUCUGUCCGGAGAAGGAGGUAGUUACACUAUCGAAAGGUUCAUAUCUAGUCGAGUUCAACGAAACAGUUCACAUCCCACUUGACUGUAUGGGCCAAAUAUUUGUGAGAUCAUCGUUAUGGCGCUCAGGUGCGCUACUCACAGCUGGGGUUAUUGACGCUGGGUAUGAUGGUGCUCUGGGCGCUUUACUUGAUGUUAGAAAUCCAACUGGGAUUGUCCUUAGCAGGAAUGCCAAGCUUGGGCAGAUUACGUUGCAUAGGUUAGAGGAGAAGGUUGCAGGAUAUAGCGGCAUAUAUCAGUUUUCACAGAGCACUCUUGGACGGGAUGGCAGUCCUAGAUCAGAUUAGUGCAGGACUUUAUUUGAUCAGAAAGGAGGAGCGCAAAAUAUGGUAUACGCCGCCUCAAAUAACACGGAACCAUUGAAACUCACAAGAAGGAAGAAUUAUCAAAAAGAACUAGGUUCUUCAUACUACCACCCCGGUUCGUACCAGGGUGCGUACCAGGGUGGUGAAAUUAGACUCGGCUGUUGACAAUAAUAGCUUGAGCCAUUAUGUCUAUUUCUGGGUUCAAAAGUCAACCGAAUACCAAAUUUCAAUGAAGAUUUUGGUUCUGUGAACUAAACUACCAGGACUGUGGUAGUUGGCUUAGAGAACAAAGUUUUGAGCAGAUUAUCCUAUUGCCCGACGCCUCGUAUUGUCUACUUGUCUACGGAUAUCGGAAUAUCGUGUUGAUCUUUCAGUUGUCAGCCAGGUGAUUAGCCUUACAUAUGUCAUUAUUAGCUACAAACCCAGUGCUAAGUGAGUAGUCUGAG